AUGGCCACUUCUAUCGUUCGCCCGUCCGUUUCCGCUCUCCGGCAGAGCUGUCGAGUGGCCGCAUUCCCGCACAGGUCGCCCAUCACCGCGCUGAACGCCGUCCAACUACAGAAGAAAUGGUUCCAUGCUUCGAGCAAGAAGGAUAUUCUACCACCAUUGCCUCAGGUUGUUCAAGGAACCACUAAUGAUGCUGCUCCGAUUCCUCCUACCUCUCCCACUCACGGAAGCUACCACUGGACCUUUGAGAGAGUCAUUUCUGCCACCCUUAUUCCCCUAACAAUUGCGCCAUUCGCCUCUGGGUCGGUCAGCCCUGUCCUUGACGCCGUGCUCUGUGGUACCCUCGUUAUUCACUCUCACAUCGGUUUCCAGGCCAUGAUUGCCGAUUACUUCCGCCCAUGGCGUGUCCCUAAGACUGCUGCCUUCUUGAAGUGGCUCCUUCGCGGUGCUACGCUGGCUACGGCGGUUGGCCUGUACGAGUUCGAGACCAACGAUGUGGGUGUAACGGAGGCCCUUAAGAGGAUCUGGAAGGCGUAA
Messenger RNA from Microsporum canis CBS 113480, 534 nucleotides. Its product is annotated as succinate dehydrogenase membrane anchor subunit. Gene Ontology annotation, molecular function: heme binding; ubiquinone binding. The transcript is spliced from 5 exons. The record is from RefSeq and is a predicted model, not a curated record. NCBI's taxonomy places the organism in Eukaryota, Fungi, Ascomycota, Eurotiomycetes, Onygenales, Arthrodermataceae. Gene Ontology annotation, cellular component: membrane; mitochondrial envelope. The coding region runs from base 1 to 534 and encodes 177 amino acids. Gene Ontology annotation, biological process: tricarboxylic acid cycle; mitochondrial electron transport, succinate to ubiquinone.